Molecule: messenger RNA, 8287 nt
Organism: Gopherus flavomarginatus (Mexican gopher tortoise)
Lineage: Eukaryota; Metazoa; Chordata; Testudines; Testudinidae
Product: metabotropic glutamate receptor 5
Exons: 9
Coding region: 42-2912 (956 amino acids)
Biological process (GO): G protein-coupled glutamate receptor signaling pathway; regulation of synaptic transmission, glutamatergic; trans-synaptic signaling by endocannabinoid, modulating synaptic transmission
Cellular component (GO): postsynaptic density membrane
Molecular function (GO): G protein-coupled receptor activity involved in regulation of postsynaptic membrane potential; adenylate cyclase inhibiting G protein-coupled glutamate receptor activity
Source: RefSeq, a predicted model, not a curated record
CCUUUUACUUGUGACUCACAGGAAACUACGGUGAGAGUGGGAUGGAAGCCUUCAAAGAUAUGUCGGCUAAGGAGGGGAUCUGCAUUGCCCAUUCCUACAAGAUCUAUAGCAAUGCCGGUGAACAGAGUUUUGACAAGCUGUUGAAAAAGCUAAGGAGCCACCUGCCCAAAGCAAGAGUGGUUGCCUGCUUCUGUGAGGGCAUGACUGUGCGAGGGCUGCUAAUGGCCAUGAGGCGCUUGGGUCUGGCUGGAGAGUUUUUGCUUCUAGGCAGUGAUGGCUGGGCAGACAGGUACGAUGUGACAGACGGGUAUCAGCGGGAAGCUGUUGGCGGAAUAACAAUCAAGCUUCAGUCUCCUGAUGUGAAAUGGUUUGAUGACUAUUACCUACAGCUUCGGCCAGAAACCAAUCUCCGAAAUCCAUGGUUUCAGGAAUUCUGGCAGCACAGGUUCCAGUGCCAGCUGAAGGGGUAUCCACAGGAGAAUACUAAAUACAACAAGACUUGCAACAGCCAGUUGACUCUCAAAACGCAACAUGUUCAAGAUUCUAAAAUGGGAUUCGUAAUCAAUGCCAUAUAUUCUAUGGCAUAUGGUCUUCACAACAUGCAGAUGUCACUAUGCCCAGGCUAUGCAGGUCUCUGUGAUGCCAUGAAGCCUAUAGAUGGUCAAAAACUCCUGGAUUCCCUCAUGAAGACUAACUUCACUGGGGUUUCUGGGGAGGUGAUCUUGUUUGAUGAGAAUGGAGACUCACCAGGAAGGUAUGAGAUUAUGAAUUUUAAGCAAAUGGGGAAGGAUUACUUUGACUAUAUCAAUGUUGGAAGUUGGGACAAUGGUGAAUUGAAGAUGGAUGAUGAUGAAAUAUGGUCAAAGAAAAAUACUGUAAUCAGAUCGGUCUGCAGCGAACCAUGUGAAAAAGGCCAGAUAAAGGUGAUCCGUAAAGGAGAAGUCAGCUGCUGCUGGACCUGUACACCUUGUAAGGAGAACGAGUUUGUCUCUGAUGAAUACACAUGCAAGGCGUGCCAGCUGGGCUCCUGGCCCAACGAUGACCUUACAGGUUGUGAUCUCAUCCCAGUCCAGUACCUCAGAUGGGGUGAUCCUGAACCAAUAGCAGCAGUUGUUUUUUCCUGUCUGGGUCUACUGGCCACCCUGUUUGUUACAGCUAUAUUCAUCAUGUACCGCGAUACCCCAGUUGUCAAGUCAUCCAGCCGAGAACUCUGCUACAUUAUUCUCGCUGGCAUCUGCUUGGGUUACUUGUGUACUUUCUGUCUCAUUGCAAAGCCUCAAAGGAUUUAUUGUUACCUUCAAAGAAUUGGCAUCGGUCUGUCUCCGGCUAUGAGUUACUCUGCCCUAGUAACUAAAACCAAUCGCAUUGCAAGAAUUCUAGCUGGUAGCAAGAAGAAAAUCUGUACAAAGAAACCUAGGUUCAUGAGUGCCUGUGCCCAGUUGGUUAUUGCAUUUAUCUUAAUAUGUAUACAGUUAGGCAUAAUUGUUGCCCUUUUCAUAAUGGAGCCACCCGAUAUAAUGCAUGAUUAUCCAAGUAUCCGAGAGGUCUCCUUGAUUUGUAACACCACCAACUUGGGUGUCGUAACUCCCCUGGGAUACAAUGGAUUAUUAAUUUUAAGUUGCACCUUUUAUGCAUUUAAGACUAGAAAUGUCCCGGCUAAUUUCAAUGAAGCAAAGUAUAUCGCCUUUACAAUGUAUACCACCUGUAUCAUUUGGCUGGCCUUUGUGCCCAUAUAUUUUGGUAGCAACUACAAGAUAAUCACCAUGUGUUUUUCUGUAAGCCUGAGUGCCACUGUGGCCCUCGGCUGCAUGUUUGUGCCAAAGGUGUACAUCAUCCUCGCUAAGCCAGAAAGGAACGUACGCAGCGCGUUCACCACCUCAACUGUGGUCCGCAUGCACGUAGGGGAUGGAAAGUCAUCUUCAGCUGCAAGCCGUUCAAGUAGUCUGGUCAACCUGUGGAAAAGAAGGGGAUCGUCUGGUGAAACUCUAAGGUACAAAGGCAGGAGGCUGGCCCAGCACAAGUCGGAAAUAGAAUGUUUCACCCCAAAAGGGAGUAUGGGAAAUGGUGGGAGAGCUACAAUGAGCAGCUCCAAUGGGAAAUCAGUCACGUGGGCCCAGAAUGAGAAGAGCAGCAGCAGGGGAGCACACCUCUGGCAAAGACUCUCAGUCCACAUCAACAAAAAGGAGAACCCUAAUCAAACCGCAGUGAUCAAGCCCUUUUCGAAGAGCACAGACAGUAGCCGACAUAGCAGCAGCACCACAUUUCCAGAGACCAGUGCCAAAAUGCUUUAUGACGUCUCAGAAGCAGAGGAGCAAUACCCAGCUCAGUUCCAGCCACAGAGCCCCUCACCUAUCAGCACGGUGAGCCACAGGACUGCCUCCAUUAGCCGAACAGAUGAUGAUGUCCCCACAUGCCAGACAGAACAUGCCCAGAGGAGCAGUUCCUCCCAAGGCUCUCUGAUGGAGCAAAUCAGCAGUGUGGUCACACGCUUCACAGCCAACAUCAGCGAGCUGAACUCUAUGAUGCUUUCAACAGCCACACCAGGGGCAAUGGUGGCCACUCCCCUCUGCUCUUCCUACCUGAUCCCAAGAGAGAUCCAGCUUCCUACAACAAUGACCACUUUUGCAGAGAUCCAGCCACUCCCUGCCAUUGAAGUCAAUGGUGCAUCUCAGUCUGCUAGGAAACCUUCAUGUGGCAGCAUCAAAGAGGGUACUUCGGAGGCACCAGCGAUGAAACAAGAUCUUGACGAGUUGGUGGCUUUAACUCCUCCCUCACCUUUUAGAGACUCCAUUGAUUCUGGGAGCGCAUCUCCCAGCUCUCCAGUGUCAGAAUCAGCUCUUUGUAUUCCAUCCUCCCCCAAGUAUGACAAGCUUAUCAUAAGAGAUUACUCUCAAAGUUCUUCUUCAUUGUGAAUGUAGUUCAAGACACCAUUGGAGCUCAACAGCUACAAGCAGGUAGAGCGGGGACAGCCAAGCCUUCAAGGUCUCCAGUCUUUACACAAAUACAGUGAUAGGCAUUGGGUCAUCAUGUGAAGAAUGGUGGGGGCAAUAGAGAAUUAUUCAAUAAAUGGAAACAUCGGAUUAAUUAUGCUUUUUAAAGAAACAAAACUACGAGCAGAUUUUCGUGGCCUUACAAAACAUGGGCUUUUAAGAAACACUGCAUAUAUUUUUGAGGGCUUAUAAGGAGUUUGUUAAAUCAGUUACAUACCAAGUGCUUUGCUUUAGUAUAACAAUGAACUGUGUGUAUAAUAUAUGAAAAAAGUAGACUGUAAGCAACUGUACAAUGUUUUCUUUAUUUACUCUGAAUCCUUACCCAGAAGUGAACCUUGAUCUAUUAUCAAGAAUAGAAGACCAAACAUUGAAUGUACAUUUUCUAACAGACUCAAAAUCUGGCACCAAUAUGUCAGGCUCUUUUUUUUCUAUGAAGAUCUCAAAAAGCAGUAACGUAUGUUUAGUAACUACCAAACUUUUGCUGAAGCGUAUCAUGCUGGUGAUACCCUACGUGUAGAUAAAAAUUAACUGUGGCUUUGCAAUGUGUCACUGCAAUAUGGAGGGCUUUACAAGUGACUUCUCAAACUACAGAUUUGUUUAUGAAAUUCUCUUCUAUAAGUAUUAAAAGUUCAAUUUAUUAACAUUGGAUACACCUUCAUUAGCAACAAAAUGUGAGGACGAUUUCCUGACUCUUUCACCACAUUGCCAGCCAAUGAUGGAGUAGCAAAAAAUAUUUUCUGGAGCACUGUUUUGUAAUUCCCUUAUCAGGACAAGUUGUUGAGGAGAAUAUUAUGUUUCUAGCAGUAUUAUUGAGCUAUAGCCUAGCUGCAUUCCCUAGUGAAAUUAACACAUUUUUAUGGUCAUUCUUAUGGUAAUAUUGCCAGUUAAAAUACUAUACUUCUUCAGGCUCCCAUAUCCUUUGCUUUUAAGGAACCAGGUAGACACUCUGGUUUUUCUCAGUUAUUAUGAAGGUAGAAUACUGAGAAAGCAGUCUGGAUUAUGAUGAACUAAUACUAUCGAUGGAAGGAUUGUCAUGAUCAUAAUUCAUUUACGAAAAAAACCCUGUGUCAAAGUCUGCUUAGAGGUGGUUUAGCUACUCUUCAAUAAGCAACAAUUUUAACUCUAGUUAGCUGCGGAUGCAUUGCAGCUAUGAACUGUGACAAAAGAAGAUUUUCAAAGCAAUACAGAGUGUAUGUUCAAACCAGGGGGACCUAAUGAGAUACAAACUAUCGGAGUCUUUCUUUGUUUCUUAGCAUCUCAUAGAAGAGGUGAGGGAAUUAUUGAAUUUUUUUUUCCUGUAUCAAAGUACAGUUUAGUACACUUCAUGCUGCCAUAGCACUUUUUAAAUACAUACAGGAAGAGAUUUAAAGUUUGAAUAGAAGCAAAAUAAUUUUUGAUAGCUAUGAUAGCUAUGUUGAAACAGUGAACACUAUAAUUUGCUUUCUCCCUUCCCUCUCCCAAGGACACAGCAAUCCUCAGGUGCCAAAAUGUUGUGUUUUUUCUUAUAAAUAAGGAUAGUAUGAAGGGGCAGAUGAUUAACUGUAAUUCAAAGUCAAGUUGAUGCAUCCUUGUACAGAAGAUAGCCUUGUGGAAGGAAGCCUGGAAUAAGGCUGCUGUGUAUUAUUUUUUAAACCCUGAAUCUUAUUUCUUUGCAGAUCUGCAAAUACUUUUCAAUCAAAAUGUAUUUUUUCAGGCAUUUUUUUUUCAUUCAUGAAAAAAGGUAUAACAACUAUAUGAUUAAAAAGUGAAAGAACAUUUGUUCAUUUCCGCAGAGUAUUGCUAUUCUAUUUUUACAUUAGCUCUAUCAUUAUUUUAUACCAUGAAUCCCAAUUCUCCAUUCAAUUAAUUUUUUGUAACAAAAUGAUACCAGGUUAACACUAUAAAAUAACACCCUCAGCUAAACCUGAUCCAGUACAUUUUGCUCAAGGAAAAGUAAUUCUUUGUUUAACUAGCUGCCUGUGUCUUAUGAAACACAGACCUUUUAACUUUUCUUAGUCCAUCUGGAAAAAUGGGCAUUUUAAAUCAGGAACACCUUGAUGUAACGCUGUCCUUGGGAGCCAAAAAAUCUUACCGCUUUAUAGGUGAAACCGUGUUACAUUGAACUUGCUUUGAUCCACCAAAGCGCGCAGCCCUACGCCCCUGGAGCACUGCUUUAUCGUGUUAUAUCCAAAUUUGUGUUAUAUCAGGUGGUGUUAUAUCGAGGUAGCAGUGUAUAUGUUCUUAGUAGGGACUCUAGACCGUUAUGAAACUAUCUGAAAUAUUGUACAUGGAAGAUUUGCAAGGUACUGUAUAUGUUUUCCUUUAACACAGAACUGCUUUGAUUCAUGGAUAGUUUAGGUGGGUGGUUUACCUGCAUUUCAAAGGGACUAUAUUAUUGUAUUAUAUAUUAAGUCAUUGCCAAAUAUCAUUAACAGAGCCCCCCCCUCCCGCCCCUUAAACAACUGCCUCAGUUGUAUAGCCUGCCUUUCUCAUGCUUGCAGGUACUUACACAAUUAUUCCUCAAUGGGAUUGCUUGCAUGAGAAAGUGAUUACAGUGUAAGUAAGGAUUGUACAAGUGGUCCCUUAAAAUGUGUUGUUAAUCAGUUUUCUUUAAGAAAAAAGGAGAAGUAAGAAGGGAAGGCUAGCAAAUCAUGAUUCAAUAUAAAUAAUGCAUUCACUGUUACACAGCUCCUAGGUCAUAAUUCUGAAGAAUCAUUCAGUCUAGCUGGCCAUAGUUGCUGUUCAGAGUUUGUUAAUCGUUUUUAUAUUGCCAAGAAUGCAUUCAUCCCUAGGUUUAAUGGUUGGGUAGCACUUCCAUCUAUUGGUUGAUUAGGACCCUAACAUUAUACUAGCCAUCUUUUAAACACUCCUUGCUUUUGUCACUAAGGGUUCACUUUCCUUGUACUCCUGUUUGCUAUAGAGGAAGUUCUGCAUGCACAAGGAAUGCAAGACUGGCCCUGUUGAGACCAUACUUUUCUUCUCUGUUUGACUUCCAAGACUUUGAUAUCUAAUCAGCAAUGAAGAAUAGCUCAUUAUUAGUACUAGGCAUGGAAUGGUAGAACACAUUUUGUUGGGCAGGCUGGUCCUUGGAAGAUUUACAUGAAUUUUAUAGGAGAGAGGAGAGGUUGUGGGAAUAAUGAGGAGCAACACAAAGGACUGAGGCAUUGUAAGAGUAUGGAACUGUAGGGUACCAAGCAAGAGUCUAGAGGAUUUGGUGGAGGAAGGGAGAGAAAUUGGGGGUUCUAAUAAUUAUUUUCACUGCACCACUAGUAUACUAUAUUCUUUACAGGGAGAUGUGAAGACAAGGUCCCCACCUGGAAGACCUCACAGUCUGAAUAAACAAUGUGCAAGUAGAUGAUGGGUUACCUUCCAGUUCUGCUGCUGGAAAGGAAGUUGUUUACACUGCAGGGGAAACACUAACAUUCUUGACAGUGAAGACGCCUGGAAAAAACCACACUUGUUCUGAAGGGCAGCCCUGGGAGAGUGCAGGCCUGACCCCUCUCUGGAAGGCAUGCUAUUGAAACAAAGUGAACAACUACAGCAGCCCAGCUACAACCAUUUGUGUAAAGUACUAGAAAAAAUGAGGCAGAACUGUAUUUGAAAAUUAGCUGUUUAUUGUAUGACUUUGGAGAUGUAUCCCUUCUAUUUCUCAUCUAAAAAUAUUGAAGAUACUUUGUGAUUGGCCUCCUACAGAUAGCUUAGACCAGAGGUUCUUAGAUCAUGGUCCAUAGAGCACUUGCUGAUGGCUCUUGAAAACCUAGCAAUCCACAUGGUGCUGGCUCCUUCUCCUGACUUUCUGUUGUGAAACUACAUUAAAAGACAGCUAAAAAUAUGUUAAAUACUUUCCUUAACUUACUUGGGCAGAUAUGCAAUUGCCGUGGUUGGUACAGGAAUGUUUGUGAUCACAAAUGGAGGGGAAGUCAUCUAUGUGAGUGUGAUUAGGAGGAGAGGUGAUCCAUGAGUCAGUCUCUGGAUUAUCAUGUGGUUCACACUAAAACUUUUGGGAACCUUUACCUAGAGAGCAAAAGAGACUAGAUAGAGAACAUAGGUGCAAAUGUUGACGCCCAAGAGAAAAUUAUCUUUAUGCUCCACCCCCUACCAGACAGAAGAAGAGAAAAUAGGGGAAGAUUUUAUCGCAAAUGCCAGUUUCUGAGAAAAGUCAGAUUACUGUGCUUGUGAUGAGUAAUUAUGGCUAGAUCGUUAUCUCAACAGACACCAGUGGAAAUCCACUGAGGUCAAUGGAGUUACUCCAGGUUUAUGUCAGUGUAAAUGAGGUCUGAGUCUAGCCAUGACCAGUGAAGUCUAGACAUUGACUCUUUACUCCAGAAGGGGAUGGUAGGAUCCAUACACCAUAAAUAGUUGAUUAGAUUAAUUCUUAAGAGAACUCUUCUAGUUCAGUUGCUAGAACCUUCCUUAUGGAUUUGCUUUACCACUUUCCUAGCAGGUAUCCCUAUAGACAAGUAAAAUUGUGGUUGGAAAUGUCAAAGGUUGUGAGGAUAAUUUAUCCAUAAGUAGGAAACAGGCCAUGGCUUUACUGCAGUUUCCUGAUUCCCAGCAAGAGAAUUAAAAUGUUCCCCCAAGAAUCAUAUGCUACACUCCCAGUAUAUAUGACACAUAUAGGACACUUUGACUGAAGUCACUUUUUUGCUAUGGCUUAUCAAUACACCUAAGCUUUGAAAUCUCUGUAGUUACCAUUUACAAUUUUAUACUGUGACAAGAAUAAAUAAAUAAAUAAAGAAUACAGAUCAGUGAAACAUGAGAGUAAGUCAGAAAUUCAUCUCCUUGAUGAAUUGGCAUAGGUGGCUGGUUUUCUCUUGUCUGAGCAAUGACAGUGUAAACUCUAAAUAAUAAACAGCUGAGUCACUCUGAUCUGCCAAAUGGGAAUAAAUAUACUAUGUAUAUUACAUGUAUUCUUAGAGUUCAAUGGCAGCUGCUGGUGGUAUUUGUAAUUAGAACUCUAUAUAGAAUAUAGAUGUUUUAGAGAAACGGUGCCAAUUCUAAAAGAUUUGUGUGGGCUACAAGUGCUUGUAAUUAUUAUUAUUUUUUUUUUAUUUGCUAAUAACUUAUUAUGAAAAUCUGGUUUUAAACAUUCUGUGAGUGUUUGUCCCUUUCUUAUGUUGCUGCUUAUACUAUUAAAACAAUAGAGAAUGUAAAAUUAUUUUGAUGUGAACUGAAAAAGAUUUUUCAUAAAAUUUAACAUUUUUAUCAGCUUUGGUUUUGCGGUCUACUUGUAGAAAUGUAAUUUAUUUUAGCAUUUAAAAAUACAUUUGCUUGUUUCUCGGUUGUCUACAUCAUGUUAUAGUUGAUGUUUAUGUAAA